Molecule: messenger RNA, 7651 nt
Organism: Alosa sapidissima (American shad)
Lineage: Eukaryota; Metazoa; Chordata; Actinopteri; Clupeiformes; Clupeidae
Gene: col14a1a
Product: collagen, type XIV, alpha 1a
Exons: 48
Coding region: 403-5742 (1779 amino acids)
Cellular component (GO): interstitial matrix
Molecular function (GO): protein binding
Source: RefSeq, a predicted model, not a curated record
UCGGGAGGAAUGCCAAUCCACUAACCAAAUAAGCGAGCAAAAUGGAAAUACCUUUUCUCGUCAAGUAAGGUCAGGUGGUCUACUAAACGUCUUUAGUUCCGGAAUGUCUGUAGGGGUUUUAGAAUUUCUUCGGAGUUGAGCCCUAUGUUAUAAUUGGUUGAGUUUCCCCUCCUCCUAACCGGUGUGAGGAUGAACUGAGCACUCUGAAGGGGAUGGGUGAAUAGCAAAGGACGGAGCACCCACUUGGAUCUUAGAACUGGACAGAGUAAGGGCGUGUGGAAGAGCGUGCUUCAAAAGACUCGGCGUUGUUAUUAUCCACUGGGAAAACCAAGGACAUUGAAAUUAAUGACUGAACAGGUGUGCAGGCAGCAGCAUCACACAGGCACUCACUCGUAGGACAGGAUGCAGGGCGUCAGACUCAGGACAGAGGGCUGGUGUCUGCUGGUCUUCAUGGCACUGCUGGCCUGUACCCCCAGCCCUGCCCAGGGUCAAGUCCCAGCUCCACGCAGACUCCGCUUCAAACUGCUUCCUUCUGGAGGAUUAACCGUAACAUGGAAAGAACCAAAGGGGGAUUAUGAUGGCUAUCGAUUUGUAUAUGACAAUGUUCGAGGUGGAGAGGAGAACGAGCUGUUUGUGCCCAAAGGAGAGAAUAGAGUAGUGCUGAGUGAUAUCAGUCCUGGGAAGCAGUAUGUGGUCAGAGUUUUUGCCAUGAGUGGGAGGAAGCAAAGCAAAGCGCUUCAAGGGAAAUAUCCAGGUAAACAGCGAGAGCCGGAGAACGAGGACGUUCAGCCCCAGGGCCGCAGGGAGUAUGGCCCUACUGUGGACCUCAAUGAGAUAUCAGGAGCUGACCAGUUUGUAUGCGCAACCUCAUCCAUUGCUGACAUCGUCAUCUUGGUGGACGGCUCCUGGAGCAUCGGCAGACUCAACUUCCGUCUGGUCAGGAAUUUCCUGGAGAGCUUAGUGACUGCUUUUGACGUGGACAUCAACAAGACACGGAUAGGCUUGGCUCAGUACAGUGGAGAUCCACGUAUAGAGUGGCACCUCAACGCCUUCCCGACCAAAGACGCCGUGAUGGACGCUGUGAAGAACCUACCCUACAAAGGAGGCAACACCCUCACAGGCCUGGCCCUCACCUACGUCCAGGAACACAGCUUCAAACCAGAAUCCGGAGCCAGAAGUGGCGUUCCCAAAAUUGGCAUCCUUAUCACUGACGGCAAAUCCCAGGAUGAUGUCAUUCCUCCGGCCCAGAGCCUCCGGGAUGAGGGCAUUGAGCUCUUUGCCAUCGGUGUGAAGAAUGCUGAUGAGAGCGAGCUGCAGUCCAUCGCCUCUCCACCCAUCGACACACACGUGUACAACGUGGCCGACUUCAACAUCAUGAGCUCCAUAGUGGAGGGCCUCACCCGCAUCGUGUGUGAGCGUGUCGAAGAACAGGACAAGGAGAUCAAACGGGACUAUGUGCCCCCAGAGCCGCAGGGUCCUCCCCAGCGCCUGGUCACCUCUGAGGUGGGCCCGCGCAGCUUCCGCGUGUCCUGGUCCCCAGCUCCGGGCAGCGUGCAGAAGUACCGCGUGGUCUACCACGCAACCAGCAGCCCAGCCAACGUAGAGGAGACUGUUGUGGAUGGCAGCGAAAGUUCUGUGCUGCUGACCAACCUUCACGCUCUGACGGAGUACGCUAUCGCUGUGUUCGCCGUCUACGCCAGCGCUAGCAGCGAGGCCCUCCGAGGCAGCCAGACCACCCUGGCCUUACCCAUGGUGGCCGAGAUUGGUCUGGACGAUAUAACCCACAGCAGCAUGCGUGUGCACUGGAGGAGCGUGGAAGGGGCCUCUGGCUACAUGGUCCUGUACACGUCACCCACCCUGGAGGAUGUGGAUAAGACUGAGAUAAGAGUGCCAGAGUCAGUGACGGAUAUUCAGCUGACAGCCCUGAGUCCAGACACAGACUACAUGGUGAAUGUGUACGCCCUGUUCGGAGACGACACCAGCGACCCGAGGACCGGCCAAGAGACCACAUUGCCCCUAUCGCCUCCUCGCAACCUGCGGAUCUUUGACGUGAAGCACAGCUCCGCCAAGCUCAGCUGGGUUCCUGGAGCUAAAGACGCUCAGGGCUACCGUGUUGGAUACGUUGUUACUGGAGGAAUCCAAACAAAUGAGGUGGAGGCCGGACCGGUCACCUCCCUGGUGCUGAAGGACCUGGCUUCCCUGACAGAGUACACUGUUGCUGUCUUUGCCAUCUACGACGCGGGCCAAUCAGAAGCGCUGAGCGGGAGCUUUGUGACCUUGGAAGUGCCCGAGCCGCUGGACCCUGUGACCAGUGACGUGACCCCGGACAGCUUCCGCGUCAGCUGGACGCAUCCCGCUCAGGACGUGCUGCUCUACAAACUCGCCUGGGUCCCACUCGACGGAGGAGACAGCAUGGAGGUGGUUGUGCCUGGUGACAAGGACACGUAUCUGCUAACGGGGCUGGAGCAGCGCACGGAGUACGAGGUGUUCCUCUCGGCCUCCUACAGCGACGAGGUGGAGAGCGAGGCGGUCUCUAUCCUGGAAACCACAAUGGAUAGGUCUACUGUUGCCACACCAACAGAAGAGCCUCGUUUUGGUCUGAGUGAAAUUGUUGUGGAUGACGAGACAGCGUCCAGCCUGCGGGUGAGCUGGGAGACAGAGGACACGAAUGUGGAGAAGUUCAAGGUGUCCUACAGGAGCCAGAGUGGAGAUGUAGGAGAAGAGGUGAUGCUGGUUCCAGGUUCCCAGAGGAUUGUGACUCUGCAGCCUCUCCUCUCUGACACGGAGUACAGUGUGACCGUCAUCCCUGUCUACACGGAUGGAGAACACAGCAACUUCGCUCUCUCCUCCAGAGGAAAGACCUUGCCCCUGGCCGCCCCCAGCAACCUCAGAGUGUCAGAGGAGGGGUACGACCGCCUCCGCAUCACCUGGGAUCCGGCACCCUUCCCCACGGAAGGCUACAAGAUCUUCUACCAGCCCAGCUCAGACUCGGCAGCGCCCACUAUGACGUCAGUGGGUGAUGAUGAGAACACUCGGUUGCUGUACAAUCUCCAGACUGACACUGAGUACGCCAUCAAGGUCGUCGCCACGUACGCCACUGGCCAGAGUGAGCCCUUGAAGGGCACCGGCAGGACAUUGCGUCUGGCUGUGAGGAGCCUGAGCACGUACCAAGUGCGCAGCUCCAGCAUGUGUGUCCAGUGGCAGCCCCUUGCCCAGGCCUCCCUCUACAGAGUCUCCAUCGAGUCGCCACUCAAUGGGCACCGGCAGGAGGAGAGCGUGGCGGGGAGCGCCUCGCGACACUGCUUCCACGACCUCCUCCCCAACACCCAGUACCAGAUCAGCCACUACAGCCAGCUGCAGGGCAUGGAGGGGCCUGCGGUCACCACCACUGACACCACACUUCCUGCUCCCACACAGCCUCCAACCACACCUCCCACGACCACCCCACCACCCACCCUCCCUCCAGCCAAAGAAGUUUGUAAAGCUGCCAAAGCAGACCUUGUCUUCCUGGUGGAUGGCUCGUGGAGUAUCGGUGAUGACAACUUCCAGAAGAUCAUCCGUUUCCUCUACAGCACAGUCGGAUCUCUGGAUGUGAUUGGUUUAGAAGGAACACAGGUUGCCAUCGCGCAGUUCAGUGACGAUGCCAGAACUGAAUUCAAGCUCAACUCCCACAGUGAUAAACAGUCUUUGCUGGACGCCAUUCAGCGUAUCUCCUAUAAGGGAGGAAACACAAAAACAGGUCGGGCCAUGAAGCACGUGAAAGAGGCCAUCUUCACCGAGGAGGGCGGUCUUAGGAGGGGCGUACCCAAAGUGCUGGUCGUACUCACGGAUGGACGAUCCCAGGACGAUGUCAACAAAGUUUCCAAGGAGAUGCAGCAAGAUGGCUACAUCAUCUUUGCCAUUGGUUUUGCUGACGCCGAUUAUGGUGAGCUGGUCAAUAUGGCCAGCAAGCCUAGUGACAGGCACGUGUUCUUCGUGGAUGAUGUGGAUGCUGUGAAGAAGAUUGAGGAGCAGCUGAUUACGUUUGUGUGCGAGGCAGCUACUGCUACCUGUCCAUCCCUGCUGAUGAGUGGGAACACGUUGGCAGGGUUCCGCAUGAUGGAAAUGUUCGGCCUAGUGGAGAAGAGCUACAGCAGUGUGCAGGGCGUUUCCAUGGAGCCGGGAACAUUCAACAGCUUCCCCUGCUACCGCUUGCACAAAAACGCACUGAUCUCCCAGCCAACCAGAUAUCUCCACCCUGAAGGCCUUCCCUCAGACUACACCCUCACCAUGCUGUUCCGCCUGCUGUCUGACACCCCGCAGGAGCCCUUUGCAUUGUGGGAGAUUCUCGACAGCGACAGUGAGCCCUUGGUGGGCGUGAUCCUGGACAACGGUGGGAAAACACUGACUUUCUUCAAUCAUGACUACAAGGGAGACUUCCAGGCAGUGACCUUCGACGGCCCCGACAUUAAAAAGAUCUUCCAUGGGAGUUUCCACAAGCUACAUGUGGCCAUCAGCAAGACUGCAGCCAAGGUGGUGGUAGACUGCAAAAUGGCCGGGGAGAAGCCCAUCAACGCUGCUGGCAACAUCACCACAGACGGCGUGGAGAUGCUGGGUCGCAUGGUGCGCUCCCGUCAACGACGAGACGACUCCGCACCGUUCCAGCUCCAGAUGUUUGACAUUGUAUGCAGUACAUCUUGGUCCAGCAGGGACAAAUGCUGUGAGCUUCCAGGCCUGAGGAAAGAGGAAGACUGCCCUGCAAUGCCCCAUGCCUGCACGUGCUCCCAGGACAGCAAGGGCCCCCCUGGUCCAUCAGGUCCACCGGGUGGUCCUGGUAUCAGAGGUAUGCGAGGUAGUCAAGGAGAGCCUGGCAACACGGGAUCUCAAGGGCCAGCAGGAGAGAUGGGUCCCCCUGGCCCACAAGGACCCCCAGGCCCCCAGGGGCCAAGUGGAAUGUCUAUUCAGGGAGCUCCGGGAGCAGCCGGAGAAAGAGGAGAGAAAGGAGAAGUGGGCCCAGCAGGACCACAGGGUGUCCCUGGAUCACCUGGAUCUUCUGGACGCGACGGCCCACCUGGACAGAGGGGUCUACCAGGAAAGGACGGACCACAGGGCAGACAGGGUACAGGUGGACCUAUUGGCACCCCAGGAGCGCCGGGAGCCCCGGGGUCUAAUGGCCCCCCAGGGCCCAUGGGAGAUCCUGGAACAUCUGGACCUCCCGGUGUUAAAGGUGAACGAGGGGAACGGGGGGAUCUGCAAUCACAAGCAGCGGUGCGCUCCAUUGCUCGACAAGUGUGUGAACAGCUGAUCCAAAGUCAUCUGUCUCGAUACAACUCCAUCCUGAACCAGAUCCCCAGUGAGAGCGUGUCCGUGCGCACUGUGCCCGGGCCCCCUGGAGAGCCCGGCCGCCCAGGGCCACGCGGCCCACCAGGGGAACAGGGGCAUGCUGGGAGACCCGGAUUUCCCGGGAGCAACGGACAGAGUGGCCGGCCGGGAGAGCGAGGUUUACCUGGAGAGAAAGGAGAGAGGGGAAUCACAGGUGUGGGAACGCAGGGUCCUCGAGGUCCCCCUGGCCCUCCAGGACUUCCAGGAGAGGGUCGUACUGGCAGCCAAGGCCCCGCUGGCAGGCCCGGCAACCAGGGAACUCCAGGACGCCCAGGGACCCCGGGCAGCACCGGCCCGCCCGGCCCACCAGGAUACUGCGACCAGAGCGCCUGCAUGGGCUACAACGGCAGAGGUCAAGAGCAAUAUGAGAAUGACUACUGAGCAGCUCUCUGAUCCGCAGCUGCUCCUACUCCCUAGCUCUGUUACUCUUUUUAUACACACACACACACACACAGACACACACAGACACACACACAGACACACACACAGACACACACACAGACACACACACAGACACACACACACAGACACACAGACACACACACACACACACACACACACACACACACACACACAGACACACAACUACCAAGAUGGGGAUGCAUGGAAAGACUGUUGGUGGACGGCUCAACUCCAAACUCACCACCACUGACGUCAAUGCAGAUGCCCUCAUAGCUAUGAGACUUGUACAGUAUUUGCCUCCUCCAUCCGGUUAGCAGUGAGACUGACAGCACCGAGGGGUUGAGGUGAUGGGUGCUUUCGGUGAUCGACUGCUCUCCCCUGCAACGUCAUCUCCCAUCUGGUGCCUCUCUGUGCUCCUCUGAUCCUCUCCCGAGGACACCACCUCCGACUUCUGGCUUUGUUUCUGUGUUUCCUCGUAUACUCUUGCCCUAUGACCCCCCCGCCCAUUCUCACGAUGAUGCUGUGCCUUCCAUAUGUACCUGUCCUCUUUCUUUAUACCUGACCCAUUAACCCCUUCCUGCCCAACUAAAAAACACUGGUGGUGGUGAUCAGAGAUUGUGAACCAAACUUUGGACUGUUCCCAACAGUGCAACAGUUGUCACCCAACGCUUACCAAACCUACGGUGGUCAAGCUCCAGGCCAGUACCAAAACCAUGCUCCAAAUCCCUACCAGAACUACGGGGUCCCAGCUCCCGAUAACAAUUAUGGCCAAGGGGAUGAGGAAGAGGAGGAGGACCCUUAUGCCGGUUACCGCGCCUACCCGCCUCAGUACCAUCGGCCUAAUAACUACCCCGGUUCUCACGGCAGCGCAGGGGGACGGUCACCGCGAUCCCCACGCGGUGCGGACGGAGAGCGUGCCGGUGACGGAGCGCUGGACAAACAAGAGUGAAAAGCCCAUAAACCCAAACCCAGAGGAACCUCAUGUCCAUGCCCUGCGGAACCCUGAAAGUGCCUGUUAUAUGCAUCCUUUUUUAAUAAGUCCUUUGUUGUUGUUGUUGCUAAUGAAAGGAGGGGCAGAGUGGACACGUUGUCCUGGAGACAUAAAGGGGUGGGAAAAUACCUCCAUACUUUUUUAAUAUAAUGGUUGCAUGUAGCCAGGGAAAGCUUAGAAGGUAUGUCACUCUUAGUCUUUGUUGUCACAUUACUUUUGUAAAUUAGAAGAUGGGUGGCUGUUUGUCAUGUUCUUUGGCAAGACAUGGAUGGGAUUUCAGCUCUCCCAUGGUUGUAAAAUUGCAAAAUGUUUACAAGUGAAUAUAUUUAACCAUCUCUUUGGUUUGUGCAUUAGUGUAAGAAAUGUUACCUUCAGUGACGUUCUUUUUUUUUCUGUGCCAUUGUGGCGAUUAAGUUUCUUGUAGCAAAGAAUGACUUUUCCAAAAGAAAAUGAACUGUGUCAAAUCAUGUGCUUCACCAGCAUACCACCUCCCAUUCAUGUGGUACCAUAACUCAUUGUGUCCAAAGUAUUAUCAAUGACAACUUUCAUUUGAGAAUGUAGUAUUGUAGGGGUUAGUGUCAUGUAGUUGCUCAUUACGUGCCCAUUUUGUGUUCGUUCCUGGCAGGUGCGCUCACCCUCAUGGGUCUCCAGUGUCGGUGUCAGGUGAGGUGAGCACCUGUGUGUGUGUGUGUGUGUGUGUACUCCUGGCGAUGGGCCAUGUUCUCUGUAGGAGAGUGUGUGGAUAGUUAGGCCUGUGGUCUAGAGCCCUCUCCAAGGGAAAACUGCAGAAGAGCAGGUGCCAAUGGAGUCUAACCACCAAUCCUUUGAAAAAAAAGUAAUUUAUUUUUACUUUUGUUUUGUUUGUUUUGUAACCAAUAAAACUGUAAUACAACUGGA